This is a messenger RNA of Salvia miltiorrhiza (redroot sage), 1159 nucleotides long. Its product is annotated as probable pectinesterase 29. Gene Ontology annotation, biological process: cell wall modification. The coding region runs from base 1 to 999 and encodes 332 amino acids. The transcript has 5 exons. The record is from RefSeq and is a predicted model, not a curated record. Lineage: Eukaryota; Viridiplantae; Streptophyta; Magnoliopsida; Lamiales; Lamiaceae. Gene Ontology annotation, molecular function: pectinesterase activity.
AUGUGGAGGAAUUUGCAAAGUAUAUUCACGGUUUUGGUAUUUUGUUUAGGGUUGAGAAAUUGUGAGCUGCAAAGACAUAAUAGAAAAUUAGAAGAUGCGAGAACAAUCAAUGUGCCGUCAUCGAGCUUCUCUAAUAUUCAAGCAGCCAUUGAUUCUGUUCCUUCAAACAAUAGUAAUUGGAUCAUCAUUGAUAUCAAGGCCGGGAUUUACAAGGAGCAGGUGAAGAUCUCUGCAGACAGGCCAUUAAUUCAUCUAAAAGGAGAAGUUGGGAAAACGUCGAUAGUGUGGAAUGCAAGCGGCUCAAUAUUCGAUUCUGCAACUUUUGAUUCCCUCGCUCCUAAUAUUCUUGUCACAGGAAUUACUUUUGUGAACUCUUACAAUUAUCCAUUAAGCAACGGCGGAAAUCCGGCGAAGCCGGCGGUGGCGGCAAAGAUCUCAGGCGACAAAUCAGCUUUGUAUGAUUGUAGCUUUUUGGGGUAUCAAGAUACAUUGUACGAUUACGAUGGCCGCCAUUAUUUUAAGAAUUGCAACAUUACUGGAGCUGUUGAUUUUAUAUUUGGGAAUGGCCAAUCUAUUUAUGAGGAGUGCACCAUAUCAGUGGAUCGUGGUGCACAAGGCAACAAUUUUGUAGGUUACAUCACUGCCCAGGGAAGAGAAAAUCCAAAUGUUGGUAGUGGUUUUGUAUUCAAUAAUUGCAAUGUAAUUGGAAAUGCGAAGAUGUAUCUUGGAAGAGCUUGGAGGCCUUAUGCUAGAGUCAUAUUUUACAACUCAUUUCUCUCGGACAUCAUCGUUUCUCAAGGAUGGGAUUCUUGGUAUAAUGGUGGCGAUGAAGCUAAGUUAACUUUUGCUGAGGAACAAUGCCGUGGAUUAGGUUCGGAUAAGUCUAGCCGAGUGAAGUGGGAGAAAAGCCUUAGCCAAGAGGAGUUGCAGUCAUUUACUAGCAUCUCUUACAUUGACAAGGAAGGAUGGAUGUCCAAACUACCUUCUCAUUCUCAUUAGAACACCUCAUUGGACAUUUACUAGCCUCUCUUACAUUGACAAGAAAGGAUGGAUGUCCAAACUACCUUCUCAUUAGAACACAUCAUUGGACUUGCUUUGUGUUUUUGAUCAGUUUAAUUUAGUUUAGUUUUUUAAUUAGGAAUUUGUUGUUGAGGAUUGU